Messenger RNA from Benincasa hispida (wax gourd), 595 nucleotides. Its product is annotated as small ribosomal subunit protein eS28z/eS28y. Gene Ontology annotation, molecular function: structural constituent of ribosome. Lineage: Eukaryota; Viridiplantae; Streptophyta; Magnoliopsida; Cucurbitales; Cucurbitaceae. The record is from RefSeq and is a predicted model, not a curated record. Gene Ontology annotation, biological process: translation; maturation of SSU-rRNA; ribosomal small subunit assembly. Gene Ontology annotation, cellular component: ribosome; cytosolic small ribosomal subunit.
AAAAUAAAAAACGAAAUAAAAAUAAAUUAAUAGAAAGGGAAAUUAUUAGAAACGUAAACCCUAGCCAAGCCAAUCCCUACCCCAUUGCCGCACAAUCUUCUUCAUCGUUCUUCUUCCUUGAUCUCAGGAAUGGAAUCACAAAUCAAACAUGCUGUGGUGGUGAAAGUAAUGGGUAGAACUGGAUCAAGAGGGCAGGUGACUCAAGUGAGAGUCAAGUUUCUUGAUGAUCAGAAUCGUUACAUUAUGAGGAAUGUCAAGGGACCAGUCAGGGAAGGUGAUAUUCUUACCCUACUCGAGUCUGAGAGGGAAGCUAGAAGGUUGCGGUGAUGGAAAAUUUUCUGUUGCUGCCAUCAUAUUUUUUUUCCUCUUUUCAAGUGUGGAAUUUAGUAACUUGUUUGCUCCAAGACUUUGAUUCUGGGGCUGAAUGUGUGAACUAGUUGCGUAAUUUAAUUGAGUUUUGAUAAUUUGUGGUUUUUUACUUGCUUAAUGAAUGUGAAGGAAUGUUUUUUUGUGUUAUUUUUGUCACGUGCAUUUUGACUCUGUUUGAGUUGAAUGCUAGUUGAAAGGUCAUUGAAGUGGAUAUACUUCAGAUUCA